CCUCCCGCGGGGCCGCGCUGGGGCGGCGGGAGCGGCGGACGCGAUGGCGCGCUGAAUGCCGGGCCACAGCCCUCGCCGCCCGCUCGGCCGGGGCCGCCCCCCGCCCCCCGGAAACAUUGGGGAAGCUGUCUCCGAACUCCGCCAAGAUCUUUGCUUUGGAAGUCCCGGGAAAUGGGACCCGCGAGAUGCACACUCACCACACACCCAGAAAUUGCCAGCAGGCUUCUAGGGGGAAGCUCUUUGUACCAGUCUGAGGAGGCUUCAAAUAGAAUUUGCGACCCAGAGGCGAGGAGUCCUGCCAGGUCCCGGUUGGCCUCCUUGACACCCAGGCACACCCAUCUCAGUAUCACCGACUUGGCUUUGGGAGGUCGUUUAGGACAGAAAGACUUUAAGUUUCCGAACUGGCUUGUGGACAGCGCCUAUAAAUCUGGAAAAUUCAGGUGAUGAGUAUUUGGGGCUAACUAUUCAAAUGUGGUAUGUAGGCUCAGACACUUUGAACGGGUAGCAAAUCAGCACCACUCUGCUCUGGCCCUGAUUCCCUGUGAGUGAAUACUCAAUGGGAAACUUCUGCCUGUCACUGCACUGUUCCACACCUCUUCCUGGAAUGCUCACCCCCUGUUCUCAGUUCUGCCCUUCUGCACAGACGGUCUCUGAAAACUAGUCUGGUCUCCGUGUCACAGAAAGCUUUUCCAGUGUUUGAAGCUAGCCAGAUAUAUUCUCUGCCCACGGCCCCUCUAAUAAUAAUGAGAUAAGCCACCUUCCCUGAAUCCCUCCCUUCUAGCUGAAAGCAGACAAUGCUUUGAACUUAACAGGUUGGUGUGUACCCAGCCGCGAACCAAAAGUUCACACUGACACCUGGUUUGCCUACUAAAUCUUGGGUGCAGAGAUGGAGUCCCCAGCAUACCCUCUAAAUUUGACCCUGAAAGAAGAGCAAAAAGAAGAGAUUCAGAUCCGGGAAUUGGAGGAUGACCCCAUACAUAUGCAGAAAGUACAGAUCAGCUCAGAAGGCACAUGGGUUCCAGCCCUAUUUAAUGAGGUGGCCAUCUAUUUUUCUGAUGAGGAGUGGGAAGUUCUGACGGAGCAACAAAAAGCCCUCUACCGGGAAGUCAUGAGGAUGAACUAUGAGACUGUCCUGUCCCUGGAAUUCCCAUUCCCUAAGCCAGACAUGAUCAGUCGGUUGGAAAGGGAAGAGGAGUUUCCUAAAUCUGAUGAGUGGCGGCUCCAGGGAGUAACCAUUGCAGAAAAUGAAGAACCUGACUUUAGGACUCCAGAUUGGGCAAGCGCAGUGAAUGCCACCUCCCAUUUUCCUCAACCUCAGCACCUCAACAGCUUUGUCCUGCAUCUGCCUCGGGAUAUCACUGAACUGCCUGAGUGGAGUGAGGGGUACCCUUUCUACAUGGCCAUGGGCUUCCCAGGGUAUGACCUCUCGACCGACGACUUAGCUAGCAAGUUUCAGUUCAGUCGGGGCAUGCGUCGCAGUUAUGAUGCAGGGUUCAAGCUGAUGGUGGUGGAGUACGCUGAGAGCACCAAUAACUGUCAGGCUGCCAAGCAGUUUGGGGUGUUGGAAAAAAACGUUCGCGACUGGCGCAAAGUGAAACCACAGCUCCAAAAUGCCCAUGCCAUGCGGCGGGCAUUCCGAGGCCCCAAGAAUGGAAGGUUUGCCCUGGUAGACCAGCGUGUGGCUGAGUAUGUCAGAUACAUGCAGGCCAAAGGGGACCCAAUCACCAGGGAGGCCAUGCAGUUGAAAGCUCUUGAAAUUGCCCAGGAGAUGAACAUUCCAGAGAAAGGGUUCAAGGCAAGUCUGGGCUGGUGUCGAAGAAUGAUGAGAAGGUAUGACCUGUCUCUGAGGCACAAAGUGCCAGUCCCUCAGCACCUGGCCGAGGACCUGACUGAGAAGCUGGUCACCUACCAGCAGAGCGUGCUGGCUCUGCGCCGGACACAUGACUAUGAAGUAGCACAGAUGGGCAAUGCAGACGAGACACCCAUCUGCUUAGAGGUGCCCUCGAGAGUGGCUGUCGACAACCAGGGGGAAAAGCCCAUCUUGGUCAAGACGCCAGGCAGGGAGAAACUGAGGAUCACAGCCAUGCUAGGUGUCUUGGCUGAUGGGAGGAAGUUACCCCCUUACAUCAUUUUAAGGGGGACAUACAUUCCGCCUGGGAAGUUCCCCAGUGGCAUGGAAAUCCGCUGCCACCGCUAUGGGUGGAUGACUGAGGACUUGAUGCAAGACUGGUUGGAAGUUGUGUGGAGACGGAGAACUGGAGCUGUGCCCAAACAGCGAGGGAUGCUGAUCUUGAAUGGCUUCCGGUGCCACGCCACUGACUCUGUGAAGAGUUCCAUGGAGAGUAUGAACACAGACAUGGUGAUCAUCCCAGGGGGCCUGACCUCCCAGCUGCAGGUUCUGGAUGUGGUGGUCUAUAAGCCACUGAAUGACAGUGUCCGGGCCCAGUAUUCCAAUUGGCUUCUGGCUGGGAACCUGGCACUGAGCCCCACUGGGAACGCCAAGAAGCCACCCCUGGGCCUCUUCCUGGAGUGGGUCAUGGUUGCAUGGAACAGCAUCUCAAGUGAAUCAAUUGUGCAGGGGUUCAGAAAGUGCCACAUAUCCAGCAACUUAGAGGAGGAAGGUGACGUCCUAUGGGAAAUUGAGAGCGAGUUGCCCAGAGAACCACCAAAAGAAUGUGAUCCUGCAAGUGUGGCUGAGGGCAACUGAGAGAAGACUCAGGUAACUGGUCAGGAAUAGCUCCUCCACCACCACUGACACCCCUGGUCAUGUCUAGCACUUACCUUUUUUAUGGGUGUUAGUUUUCUCUUUUCAAGUUCUCUUUAAAUAAGCCUGCCAUGCCACAGUGUAGACAGAUCAGCACUUUCCCUCUCAUCAGAAACAGAUCUGUAUUUUGUCCUGUGGCCUGAAUCCAGGAGUGCUCAUGUAAUCAAUGGGUAAGAUGGGCAAGGAGCAGUCCGAACCCUUCACAUGAGAGCAGCUCCACUGCAGAAAGUUACUUGGCCCAAAGAGCAUAGUCCGACAUUGGUUCCCAGGAAGGUUGUCUGAAGAGACGACUUUCUUCUGACGUGCAGUCUGUCUGCUUGCAUUACUUACAUAGUUGCACUGCCUUUUGCUGAUGUGCAGGACCAUGACUCAGGAGAGAAUGGAGUAUGCCUUUAGUACAGUGACCUCUAGGCUCCAGGCAUGUACUAGGGAGAUCGUUAUAAUUUUCAUGCUCACCAGGGAGAUGGUGAUAUGUAUUGCUUGCUUUCAUCUAGGGAAUGUUGAGAGUUUCUAAACAUCUUAGUCCAUGGAACCUCAGCUGGGGUGAGCCAUUACAGUCAGUUCCUGUUGUCAGCAGAUAUCUGAAGGAAGGUGUUCUUGAAUUGAAUCUUUGAAGGGCUGCAAAGCUGGCUCAGCAGUUAAGAGCAUACUGUGCUUGCACAGGACCAGAAUCUGACUCCCAGCACCUGGAUCCUGCAGCUCAUGACCACCUGCACCCUCAUUUCGGGGGUCCAAUGAGCUCUUUAGACUCCAGUGCACCCACAGUCACAUGCCCUUUUCACACAGAGAAGCACAUUAUUUAUGUCAUUAAAAGUAAAUCCUGGGUUAGAGAGAUGGCUCAGCAGUUUAAAGAGUGCUUACCGUUGGUUCUUGCAGAGGACUGGGGUUCAUUUCCCAGUGCCCAUACAACAGCUCGUAACCAGCUGUAACUCCAGUUCCAGGGGAUGUAACACCCUCUUCUGACCUCUGCCAGCUCUGCAUGUAUAUGAUGCACACAGACCCCUGCACACUCACACAUGCACAGAAAAAGGACUCUGCCUCAGAAACAGUCCUCUAGUGAGGAAAGUGAGCGCCUAAGGUCAAGUGGGGUGGUAUGCAGAAGAGGGGCAACUUUGGAAGAAAACGGGAUGGGAGCCUAGCAGAGCCCACCCUAGCAAAAUCCCACAUCCCCUGUACACACACCUUGAGCAAGCAGGAGGGCCUGAGUAAGGGACAGCACAGGCAACUUACACCAUUCUCAUUUUCCUUCAGUCCACCUGCAUACUUCGAAAAGUGGCCAGCUCUAACGAGAGGACUAAAACUAACUUAAUGUACCUUUACUUGAUUUAAAAAUAAGUCUAUUGUUACAUCUUACUUCUGCCCCCCACCUCCACCAUGCAAGGACAAGGCUAACAGAAAUCUCCACCCUCUGUGCUGUGUAAGCACAGACUCCUUAGUGGCAUAUCCCUUCUUCUUGCUCUCCUAUCUCAUCGUACUCUAAACACUGAGCCCUAGACUUAGGGCAGAAUAAGCACUUAAAACUGAAAAUGCUGUCUUCCCACGCCCCUACUCUUUCUAAAGCCCCGUGGAUUCAGGCUCCUUUUCUGCUGACCACUCUCCUGCCCCAGUUGGAUAUCUGACUGAGUUGCAGUUGUUUUGUCUUUUUUCUUGCUUUCUCCCUCUCUGUUAGAAAACAUUUUCAAUUUUCUAAGCAACUUGCCACUCCAGGAACCCAGUCAAAAACUAUCAGAGAAGGAAAGUGCAGAAAACCGUGCUAAGCCAUGCUGUUCACACUGGUACUCACACCUCACAACAGCAUGCGUUUCUAUUCCUCCAGAUGCUACUAUCCACAGCUGCUGGGGGAGUGAUGGAAACAGACAGGAUUCACAGCAAAGUGGAGAGUUCAGGAGAUACAGGCAUUAAACCACCUACUGUUGUGGAAUAGGAUACUAUUUUUGUUAAAAGACAUCCAGAAAUCCAAGCUAAUUCAUACAUAGGUUCUCAUUGUUUUCCAACAAAUGGAACUGAAACAGUUGGAAGAAAAAAUUUUAAGAAGAUGGCUGCAGAGGGACCAGAAAGGUCAGUGGGGCUCUCUAGGUCUGGACAGCAGCAUGAGCACCCAUCAACGACAGUCCUGCCCACCUGUCAGGUGUCAGCCAAGUAUAGGACCCUUAGGUUCAGUGACAGGAUUAGAGAAGAAACUUUAUGCCCAUUUCUUCUUUCAGAGCUGGCUCCAUCUGCCCAUUAUGGAAGCCUGUAAACACAAGUGAACAAGGGUAUCUUCUGGAGAAGAGAACACCUGUCUAACACCAAGAUGCACUAUCACCACAGCUCUCGUGGUGUCCUUUCUGUGGAGAAGAAAC
Molecule: messenger RNA, 5106 nt
Organism: Psammomys obesus (fat sand rat)
Lineage: Eukaryota; Metazoa; Chordata; Mammalia; Rodentia; Muridae
Gene: Pogk
Product: pogo transposable element derived with KRAB domain
Exons: 5
Coding region: 887-2707 (606 amino acids)
Biological process (GO): regulation of DNA-templated transcription
Cellular component (GO): nucleus
Molecular function (GO): DNA binding
Source: RefSeq, a predicted model, not a curated record